CUCUACAGAGAUCUCUACAGCACUGAGAUCCAGACAUGGCACCUACAAUCACUGCAGCACUGACCAACUCACAGGAGCCUCACACUCUGACCCACAAGCUCAGAAAGCCUCUGGUGGAGAAGGUACGCAGAGAGCGAAUCAACAGCAGCAUUGAGCAGAUCAAGUCUCUCCUGGGCGCAGAGUUUGUCCAACAGCAGCCAGACUCCAAGCUGGAGAAAGCAGACAUCCUGGAGAUGACAGUUUGUGUCCUGAGACGACUGCAGCAGCACAAUGAGAAGCAGAGGAGACUGCUGAACCACGUCAACAAGAUGCAGUCUUCCUCUGAUAAGAACCUGAGAGAGGCUGACUUCUCUCUGCUGAGCUCCACAGUCCAGACCAGCAUCUCCAAAGAGAAAAGUCCAGUCUACAGCGCCCCCUGGAGGCCGUGGUAGAGCCCUCCAGACUGG
Molecule: messenger RNA, 446 nt
Organism: Eleginops maclovinus (Patagonian blennie)
Lineage: Eukaryota; Metazoa; Chordata; Actinopteri; Perciformes; Eleginopidae
Product: transcription factor HES-5-like
Exons: 2
Coding region: 36-431 (131 amino acids)
Biological process (GO): regulation of transcription by RNA polymerase II; regulation of neurogenesis; anterior/posterior pattern specification
Cellular component (GO): nucleus
Molecular function (GO): DNA-binding transcription factor activity, RNA polymerase II-specific; protein dimerization activity; RNA polymerase II cis-regulatory region sequence-specific DNA binding
Source: RefSeq, a predicted model, not a curated record